Molecule: messenger RNA, 1708 nt
Organism: Esox lucius (northern pike)
Lineage: Eukaryota; Metazoa; Chordata; Actinopteri; Esociformes; Esocidae
Gene: pigk
Product: phosphatidylinositol glycan anchor biosynthesis, class K
Exons: 11
Coding region: 24-1229 (401 amino acids)
Biological process (GO): protein localization to cell surface; attachment of GPI anchor to protein; proteolysis
Cellular component (GO): GPI-anchor transamidase complex
Molecular function (GO): GPI-anchor transamidase activity
Source: RefSeq, a predicted model, not a curated record
GUGGCCUUCUACGUCAUCGGUGGAUGGGGACUGCCGGCGUUAGCGCUUCCUGUAUCAACAUGGCUAGUUGCAGCUCUUUGAAAAUAUUGACGCUUUUAAGCCUGUUUCUUUCCCCUACCAUAGUGGAAACUAAUAAUAUUGAGGCUAAAGCUGGGCAGUUCUUCAGCAGUGGACACACCAACAACUGGGCCGUUUUGGUUUGCACGUCCAGAUUCUGGUUCAACUAUCGCCAUGUGGCUAACACUCUGUCUGUGUACCGCAGUGUUAAGAGGCUGGGCAUUCCUGACAGUCACAUAGUUUUGAUGCUUGCAGACGACAUGGCCUGUAACCAUAGAAACCCGAAGCCAGCGACAGUGUUCAGUCAUAAGAACAUGGAGCUCAACGUGUACGGAGAUGAUGUUGAGGUGGAUUACCGUGGUUACGAGGUGACUGUUGAGAACUUCCUGCGUGUUCUGACUGGAAGGCUUCCACCAAGCACCCCAAGGUCCAAACGCUUGCUCUCUGAUGACCGCAGUAACAUCCUCAUAUACCUCACAGGUCAUGGUGGGAAUGGAUUCCUGAAGUUCCAGGACUCUGAGGAGAUCAGUAAUGUGGAGCUGGCCGACGCCUUCGAACAGAUGUGGACCAAGAGGAGGUACAAUGAACUGCUGUUCAUCAUUGAUACAUGUCAAGGUGCCUCCAUGUAUGAAAGGUUCUACUCUCCUAACAUCAUGGCUCUGGCCUCCAGUCAGGUGGGGGAAGACUCUCUGUCGCACCAGCCAGACCUGGCUAUAGGGGUCCACCUGAUGGACAGAUACACCUUCUACCUGUUGGAGUUCCUGGAGGACAUCCACCCUUCCAGCACCACCAACAUGAAAGACCUGUUUAAGGUGUGUCCCAAGAGCCAGUGUGUGUCCACUCCAGGCCACCGUACUGACCUGUUUCUCAGAGACCCUGGUAGCGUCCUCAUCACAGACUUCUUUGGAAGCGUCCGCAAAGUAGAGAUCACCACGGAUACCAUCAAUCUGACUGCUCCCAUGGUGCACCUGGAGGACACAAGACCAGUGAGAGAGCUGAGGACUGAGAUCCAGACAUAUAUGGACCAGCUCCCUGUGGCUGAGAUUAUACAUCAGAAACCCAAGCAGAAGGACUGGCACCCUCCUGAUGGAUUCAUCCUGGGCCUGUGGACUCUCAUUCUGCUGGUCUUCUUCAAGACAUACGGCAUCAAGCACCUCAAACACAUCUUCUGACCCCUGACCUAUCAGAUUAACUCUUCCCCAGGUCAGUUCUUCACGGGUCAGUCUUUGCGUGGCCCCGGUCAAGACCACUGGAUUACUUGAAGACCUCCAAACAUCAGUCUUUUGUUUUCUUUUAAUGUUUAUUCCCUAAAGAAAAAUGUUCCAAACAUUUUUAUGCUGGAUUUUUGUACUUCACAAGGAAUGCCGGGAAUGUUUCCGGAAUGUUUCAACUGUACUUUAAAGGGUGUUGGAGAGGGAAGUGUAGCACAUGCUGGCCUGUCCGUCCUGCCUGCCAGACCCCUUGAGGAGGAGGUUGUGUUUUUGGACCUCUAUGGACCCGAUCGGUCCAGUACUGCCCGCAAUCUGAAGGUUCUUUUAUGUUGUGGAUGUUGGUUUGAUUGGGGCUAGAUUGUUGCAGGGUUCAAUUUACACAUUUAAAGAGGGAAGUGAAAAAUGAAUGAAGAGGACAAAAUAAAGGACUAUGCUUGGUU